Molecule: messenger RNA, 2391 nt
Organism: Symbiodinium sp. CCMP2456
Lineage: Eukaryota; Dinophyceae; Suessiales; Symbiodiniaceae
Source: the annotation of a GenBank genome assembly
AUGGGAAAGGCGGCCCAGCAGCAUGCGCCCGACAUUGCCGAGAAGGUGCGGAUGGAGCUGCCAAAGAGGUACCGUUAUGGCUUACGCUUGCCCACAGCGGAGCUCAGACAGCAGAGGGCAGUGGCGAUUACUGCCGUAGUCGCUUUGUCCUGGUUGGAGGAGGCCGGGGCCGCCUAUGCCGCUGAUAUCCUCCUCUACGGAUGGUGGAAGAAUUCCGGGAGGGCCAGAGAUGCUUUGAUGGAGAUGUGCCAGUCGGAGUCCUCCGCAACACGACUUGCUGCAAUGAAGUCACUUACUUCCCUCUUAGAGAAAGAUGGGUUUGGUCCUGUGGAGCACUCUGAGCUAGAACGUCGCCAAAUUCUCCUGCCAUACAUCUGCGACGCGGUGUUCGAUGAGAGUGCCGAGGUUCACCAGGUGGCAGGAGCCUGCUUGAUGCGAUUCGUCCCCUCCUUCUCUGGUGAAGCCGAUAUCUUCGCGGUGCGGCACACCAUUUUAGACCAACUCCUGCGUUUCGGAGAUAAUUUCCGUGGCAAGUCCUUUCCCGAGAGCGUUUCGAUCUUUUGCCGGGCUCUCGCCGCGAAAUUGGACGGGUACUGGCCACAGUUCGUAGGCUGGCAGGAGGGCAUCGACGACGAGGACUCCGAAGCGGCCACCCAGGUGGCCACGGCCGCAGUUCGCUACCUCCGACGCCGAGUUCAGCAAUGGCUGGCCGACAGCCAACCCCCUUUCGGUACGAUUGAGCAGAACGAGUCACCGCUGAUGGAUCUCAUCGAAGACUUCGAGUUCGGCCUCGCCAGCCCUCGAUGGCAGGUGCGUAGGGCGACCGUGGAAAGUCUCAUCGCGAUUGCUCCAUGGGGUGCUCAUGGUGCGAAUUGCGUGCACAGGAUGCAAAUGAGGGAGAAGCGAAAAGAGGUCUUAGAAGUGAUGGCACGCUUCCUGGAUAAGUACAAGGCGUUUGUGGAGGACUCUUCUACGCUGCGUCAGUGCUUGCGUCAGUGCUUCAUAUACCUCGACUACGUAGAUUUUUAUGAGGAAGACUACUUGGAAGAAUGCGAGAAGGAGUGGACGGCACAAUGGGAAGACUCCCUGAUGCGUGACAAGCAUGGUGGAUAUCUCAAGUCGCAUGCCACCCGACGGGCACGUCACAACAAGCAGCAUGGCGCCAAUGCAUCGCAGGGACCGUCUACAAUCGCAAGGAAGAAGAAGUGGGAAAGGCGAUCGAAGCCAGCAGAGGUGCAAGACUACGCGGAAAUCAAGAAGAUAAGCCAGCGAGACAAGGAGCAGGAUCGCCAGCUCAAGGCAGCGAUGCUUGGACGCGAGCUCUUCAGCUUUUCUCUGGGCCUGGAACGCGAGAGAUCCGAAGCAUUCGUCGCUGAGGCGAUUGCGGGAGCAGUGCCCCGUGAGACGAGCCUUUGGCAGCGCAUCAAGCGCAACGGCAAGACGUGCAAGUGCGCCGCUGGAUCCGUCGUAACGGGCGAGAGCUGGAAGUGUUCGGACCCGGCUUCCGUCGAAGAUCGCAGGAAGUUCGAUGCCACCGAGAUGAUGGGCCACGGAUGUAUGUGUGCUUCCGAGAACGAUGUGUUCGACAACUUGCCUGCGCAUUGCGACGACAAGUUCCCCACGAGCUUCCUGGAUGGGCAGUACCAGCCCCUUCCAUGCUCGAGCUUGAAGAGCUAUUGCUACGACCCCAAAGUGAAGACUGUGUGCCCUCGGACCUGUGGUGUCCAGUGCAUCGUCGCAACGCCGGCAUCCCGCAAGACCUUUGAGCAUCCGUUGCCUCCUCCAGCCGUGGAUCCACCCAGGCAUGAGAGACAGGGCAGGAAGUCCGGCAAAGGUGGGAAGAAGAAGGCAUGGGAGGAUGAAGCGGUACGAAUCGCGGUGAAGGCCCAGGCCUACACGGCGAAGGCUCUUCGAGCCAUGGGCUCUCGCCGAGUGCCGCACUUGGUGACCAAAUGGUUUGGGGCAAAUGACGAUGUCACUCGCUCCGAAGUCUUGGGUAUUUUGAAUGGCGUCCACCGGCUGCUGAGCAAUGUGGACUACGUUUUCCCGGGAGAGGAUUGCACUCCGAGUACCUAUGCGUAUGUUUAUCCAUCUCCGCCGUGGAACAAAAACAUGCGUGGUCGCUAUGUCUUCCACUUGUGUGACCUCUACAUGAACACCAUCGAGGGUGACAAGAUUGAGACUCUCACACACGAGGCCUCGCACCACGAAACCAUGUAUACCGAUGAUGUUUGUGCAAAGGGCAAAGAAGAGGAUGGCAGCUGCAAAGAUGGCAAGGUAGCAUACGGACGCUGGACCUGCGAAAAGCUGGCGACGGAGUAUCCAGCGGAAGCGGUGAAGAACGCCGACAGCUAUUGCUUCUUCAUCAAUGAUGUUGCCCUGAAGCCAUGA